CCCCUCCCCGUGGGCCUCGGCCCCAGGCCCUCAGUGAAGGGACUUCCGGCUUCUCCAGAAGGGGGUCCUCCAGCCCUCCUGAGGGGCACCGUGCACCUCUGUGGUUGGGGGAGCUCCAGAAAGGGGUUAUCCAGCCACUUCUCCUUGCGUUCAGGACCCUCAAAAGAUUUAGCACAGGGAGCUGUCAGAGAGACCCGGUGCUGGGCAGUUUAACUCCGCAAAACAGUUCAUUCAGCACGUGUUCGUAAGAAAACGUCCAAAACCUGUAGAAAAUUCUUAUAAGCGUUUAUUUGAGCCAAACUGAUGACAGUUGCAAGAUCUCAAAGGCUCCGGACAGUGACAGUUUGCAGUUUCUUUUAUGAAUUUGAAAUGAAGGCGGGAACUAAAGAAGAGGACAUGGAGGUGGGAGAAAGCAAGGCGGCGGUUGGAUCACGGGGAAGUUCAGAUCACGUGCUCGCUUAUUUCAGAGGUAAGUAGUCACAAGGAAUCGGAUGCCCCCCAAAACCAACUCUGAAAUGACCUGUCACCUUUAUAAAAGAGAUGCUGAAGAACAAAGUGGGCAAUGUUUUGAUGACACUUAAGCAAAUACGUGAAAGGAUGCCGCCCCUCGGAGCCUCGUGCAGGGGGCACUUCUCUAAGCUACUGGUAAUGCGCACGGCUGGAUCUCAGUGGAAGACGCCCAGCAUGAGAGGCUACUGCUGCUCGAGUCCAUUCAUGGUGCAGGAACAGCAACCAGUGGACGCUGCCUUGGCGACCGUUUGCCCCACGCUUCGCCUGGACCCUUGCUCUACCCCUGUGUCCGGAAAUGAGGAGAAGACGUCUGUGAUCCCUGAGGGGAGGAAGCCGCCAGCCUGUUCUUCUCGGAGGUGACAGUCAUCGGCGGGCCCUGACCCAAAGGAGCCGCUGAGCUGGAGGUGCAGGGUGGAGCUGUCCGGACACCCAGGCCGAUGGGCAGGGAAGCCAUGGUGCUGCCAGGACACGGCGGGCGGACGACGAGAGGCGGCUGGCAGUGAGGGGGCGCAUUCCCCCCCAGCUCUCGCACUGUGGGACCAUGCAGCUUGGGACAGGACGCCCCUGAGCGUGUGGGCACUGUCCCCUCCCGCCCCUCCUUCCCUCCAGGGGCUGCGGCCCAGCCCCCCACCCAGCACCCCUGGGCAGGCUGAGCGGGGUCUCCGCGAGGGCAGACCCCAUGGCUGGGAGCCGGUGGGGUGUGCUGUGGGUGUGCGUGACGGCGGCUGCCCUGCUGCACGCGGGCGGCCUGGCCCGCGGUGACUGCUGGCUGAUCGAGGGCGACAAGGGCUUCGUGUGGCUGGCCAUCUGCAGCCAGAACCAGCCGCCGUACGAGGCCAUCCCGCAGCAGAUCAACAGCACCAUCGUGGACCUGCGGCUGAACGAGAACCGCAUCCGCAGCGUGCAGCACGCCGCGCUCAGCCGCUUCGGCAACCUCACGUACCUGAACCUGACCAAGAACGAGAUCACCUACAUCGAGGACGGUGCCUUCUCGGGCCAGUUCAACCUGCAGGUGCUGCAGCUGGGCUACAACCGGCUGCGCAACCUGACGGAGGGCGUGCUGCGCGGCCUGGGCAAGCUGGAGUACCUGUACCUGCAGGCCAACCUCAUCGAGGUGGUCACGCCCGGCGCCUUCUGGGAGUGCCCCAACAUCGUCAACGUGGACCUUUCCAUGAACCGCAUCCAGCGGCUGCACAGCGCCACUUUCGCGGGCCUGUCCCGCCUGUCGGCCUGCGAGCUGUACAGCAACCCCUUCUACUGCUCCUGCGAGCUGCUGGGCUUCCUACGCUGGCUGGCGGCCUUCACCAACGCCACGCACACCUACGACCGCAUGCAGUGCGAGUCGCCGCCGCACUAUUCCGGCUACUUCCUGCUGGGUCAGGGCCGGCACGGCCAGCGUAGCAUCCUUACCACGCUGCAGUCCGUGUGCACCGACGGCGCCUAUGCGGCUGAGCCCCGCCUGGUGCCCGAGCGGUCGCCGCCGGGCCGUGUGCCACCCACACCGCCGGAGCCCAGCGACGCCCCUUGUGCCGCGGACGAGUGCUUCUCCGGCGACGGCACCACCCCGCUGGUGGCCCUGCCCACACUGGCCACCCAGGCCGAGGCACGGCCCCUCAUCAGGGUCAAGCAGCUGACACAGAACUCGGCCACCAUCACGGUGCAGCUGCCCAGCCCGUUCAACCGCAUGUACACACUGGAGCAUUUCAACAACAGUAAGUCGUCCACUGUGUCCAGGCUGACCAAGCCCCAGGAGGACAUCCGCCUGACCAACCUCUACACGCUCACCAACUACACCUACUGCGUGGUGUCCAGCAGCUCGGGGCUGCACCACAACCACACCUGCCUCACCAUCUGCCUGCCCAAGCCGCCCAGCCCGCCGGGCCCCGUGCCCAGCCCCUCCACGGCCACCCACUACAUCAUGACCAUCCUGGGCUGUCUCUUUGGCAUGGUGCUGGUGCUUGGCGCCGUCUACUACUGUCUCCGCAAGCGCAGGCACCAGGAGGAGAAGCACAAGAAGGCGGCCGCCGCGGCCGCAGCCAGCAGCCUCAAGAAGACCAUCAUCGAGCUCAAGUAUGGGCCGGAGAUGGAGGCGCCCGGCCUGGCCCCACUGUCCCAGGGCCCGCUGCUGGGCCCCGAGGCCGUGACCCGCAUCCCGUUCCUGCCGGCAGCCGCCAGUGAGGUGGAGCCGUACAAGCUGGCGGAGAGCGAGACGCCCAAGGCCAGCAAGGGCACCUACAUGGAGGUGCGCACCGGGGAGCCGGCGGAGCGCAGGGACUGCGAGCUGGGCCGGCCGGGUCCCGACAGCCAGGGCUCGGUGGCCGAGAUCUCCACCAUCGCCAAGGAGGUGGACAAGGUCAACCAGAUCAUCAACAACUGCAUCGACGCGCUCAAGUCCGAGUCCACCUCCUUCCAGGGCGGCAAGUCUGGCGCCGUGUCCACUGCCGAGCCGCAGCUGGUGCUGCUGUCCGAGCCGCUGGCCAGCAAGCACGGCUUCCUGUCGCCCGUGUACAAGGACACCUUCAGCCACGGCCUGCAGCGGCACCACAGCGUGGAGGCGGCCCCUGGGCCCCCACGCGCCAGCACCUCGUCCAGCGGCUCCACGCGCAGCCCCAGGGCCUUCCGCGCCGAGGCCACCAGCGCGCACAAGGUCGCGGCCACCGAGGCCAAGUACAUCGAGAAGAGCUCACCCGCUGCCGACGCCAUCCUCACUGUGACACCCGCCGCCGCUGUGCUGCGGGCCGAGGCCGAGAAGAGCCGCCAGUACGGCGAGCACCGGCACUCGUACCCGGGCUCCCACCCUGCCGAGCCGCCCGCGCCACCGGCGCCCCCACCCCAUGAAGGCCUGGGAGGCCGCAAGGCGUCCAUCCUGGAGCCUCUGACGCGGCCGCGGCCCCGCGACCUGGCCUACUCACAGCUGUCCCCACAGUACCAGCACCUGAGCUACUCCUCCAGCCCCGAGCACAGCUGCAGGGCCCCCCACAGCAUCUGGGAGCGCCUCCGCCCCAGCCGCCGGCGGCACAGGGACCACGAGGAGUUCCUGGCCGCCGGCCACGCGCUGCGCAAGAAGGUCCAGUUCGCCAAAGACGAGGACCUGCACGACAUCCUGGACUACUGGAAGGGCGUGUCGGCCCAGCACAAGUCCUGAGCCCCCAACUCGUGAUGCCCACGGGACCAAAAAGGACACAAGCCCCACUGCAGCUCUUUGUAACCCAGAGACUGUCACACGUGUGUCUCUCUCUCUCUCUCCCUCUCUCUCCCUCUCUCUCUCUACACACACACACACACACACACACACACACACACACACACACACGGCAGCACUGGGGCCCCACGUAGAAAGCAGGGAGGGGGCGCAGACACUGACAACAGCAAAUGGACCGUGGCCACGUGCACGGACCUGCCCUGAGACCGUCUCACUGGUGUGAGCGGCCUGUCCACACACACGCACACGCACACACAAGGGACUUCGGAAAACUGUGUCUUAGGGAUGGGGGUGGGGGAGGGGAAUUUGUUUUUCAGUAUCUUUCCUCUUGAUUCUUCUCUGCCUAUCUUUUCCUCUCUAUUUUCUUCCUUUUUUUUUUUUUAAAAAAAAAACAACAGAAGUAAAGUUCUCUUAAAAAUUAAGACAUAAAACACCAGACGUGGGGAGCAUGGCCACCUGGCUCCUCGCAUGAUCUCCGUCCGUGGUUUCCUGUGGACUCUGUUCAGUCUGUGUCUUCAAUGCCACCUCUGGAGGUCACCAAAGAGGGGAUCGUGAAAGCAGGCGGCCAAGUGGCGUCUGGGAGGCCCUGCCGCCCUGGGGGACUCACGGGGGGAGGGGUGUGCCUGCGGACGGCUGGGGUGGCUGG
Molecule: messenger RNA, 4358 nt
Organism: Hipposideros armiger (great roundleaf bat)
Lineage: Eukaryota; Metazoa; Chordata; Mammalia; Chiroptera; Hipposideridae
Gene: ELFN1
Product: extracellular leucine rich repeat and fibronectin type III domain containing 1
Exons: 5
Coding region: 1190-3655 (821 amino acids)
Cellular component (GO): plasma membrane
Molecular function (GO): protein binding
Source: RefSeq, a predicted model, not a curated record